This is a messenger RNA of Dichotomopilus funicola, 1269 nucleotides long. RefSeq lists its product as uncharacterized. The record is from RefSeq and is a predicted model, not a curated record. NCBI's taxonomy places the organism in Eukaryota, Fungi, Ascomycota, Sordariomycetes, Sordariales, Chaetomiaceae. The transcript is spliced from 3 exons. Bases 1 to 1269 code for a protein of 422 amino acids.
AUGGAUCAGAAUGAAGACAGCGGUAACCAUCAUCAAGCACAGCUUGAGUUCAUCGAUGAGCUCUUGCGUACCCGAUUUCAGGUCUCAGUGGGUAGAACAAACAUCAAGCCCGUUCAAGAUAGCCGCAAAACAUUCCCUGGGCCGGAAGUCUUGACCUACCAAAUCAGCCUCGACACACCCAUAACUACUACCAACGAUGGCACCAACCAAAUCAACUCCCUUCAGCCAGGCUGUGUUGCUAUCCCUAAGGGCACCGAGGUAUUUGUGGUGCGCCUCAUAAAGCUAGGCGGCAAGAGAAUCCGCGUCAAACAGAACAACAGCAUUGUCGAAAAUGAAGUAGCAAUAAUGUCCCUUGCUUCCGCCGCGCUCCAAAAGUCUGCACCAAACAUCGUACCACGGGUGUACGCCUGGGGGAGCGCCGAUGUCAAGACAGACCAACCAGAAUCAAGUUCCCAGGGCUGGAUAUUGCUGGAGUCAAUAUCUGGUCGCCGAUUAGCAGACGUGUAUGAUGAUAUGGGCCCCGGCCAAAAGAGGAGUCUCUUCACCCAGGUUUCUGUAUUGCUUAAGUCGUUUCAAACUUUCACAUUGCCCGCAGGCAUCACCAGAUUCGGGCAGGUGACGUAUGAGGACGAUGGGCAGAUAGUCAGUAAGGAAACCGGUUCUUGGCCGUCGUACGAAGCCUACUUCCGGGGACGCCUUGAGGCAGCGCUACGGGAAGCAGAUCACGACGAGCACAUCAAGGGCUGGGUGGACGAUGGUCUGAGAGAGAGGUUGGGAAACUUUGUCACCCAGGGUUUGUCGGCACACUUCGAAGAAUUGGGCUCCAAGGAGGAGAAAGUCGUGACUCACGCUGUAAUCAACCCAGACAACAUCCUCUUCGAUCCAGAGUCAGGGCAAAUCAUAGGCCUCACAGGCUACGAAUCGGCCUGCAUUCUACACCCGUCAUACGAGUUUUUUCGCAUCCUCAGCGGUUUGAGUGACCAUGAUGUUGCUGAUGAAAGGGAGGGCGGUAACGCAACUGGCGCCAGUGCUACGACAGAGGACUCGAGGGCAUUUCGAGAUGUUCUACGGGCAGCCGAUAUAAAACAUCCUCAAAGCAUUGAGGGCUUUGGAAAGGUUGCAAAAGUCGAUGCCGUGCUGCAAGCAAUCCGCCCACUGAGUCUCGUCGAUACCAAAACAUUGGAACUGCAGACGCGGGAAGCCAUCAUGCAAUCCCGAGAUGAGAAGAAGAAAAGUUUGAGCAAACUGCUCGAUCGGCUAGGUUAUUAA